GUCACCGAGUCAAAAAAAAAAAAAGGCGACGGGCAUCGGGAUGAACUUGACGCGGCACGGAUCUCAGAGAGGAACCUGAUCCCUCGUCGCCCCCUCGCCGUCAGCCACCGGCAGCUCAGCUCACCUGCUCGCCCGCCAGUCGCCCCCCUCAACGAGCAGCAGUAGAGUCCUUCUGUCUUGGGAGCGGGCGGUAGCGGAGAAGAGGAGGAGGAGGAGCUGGUGGUGGUUCUCAGAGUCUCCGCCAUGGCGAGCUCUUCUUCCGACCCAGAGAAGCUCAUGGCCAAGGCCGACAAAUUAACAAAACUGAGCUUUACAAGGUGGAAUGCUGACUGGAAGACUGCUACCUCCUUGUAUGAACAAGCCGCAAUUGCUUAUAGGUUCAGAAAGGACAAUGAGAAAGCAAAGGAUGCAUUUGAGAAGGCUUCAAAAGGACAAGAAAUGAUCUCCUCACCAUGGGAUGCUGCUAAGCAUAUGGAAUCUGCUGGCGCAUUAGCCAAGGAGCUUGGGCUCUGGAAUGAAGUUUCAGACUUUUAUCGCAGAGCAUCAGAAUUUUACCGUGAAUGUGGAAGAUCACAACCUGCCUCCGAUGCUCUUGCAAAGGGUGCCAGUGCCUUGGAGGAUAAAGCUCCAGAAGAAGCAAUUAAAUUAUAUGAUGAGGCUUGUGCACUUCUAGAAGAUGAUGGAAAGGAGCAGAUGGCUUUUGACUUGUACCGUUCUGCUGCAAGUUUAUAUGUUAAACUUGAGAAGUAUUCGGAUGCGGCUGGAUUCUUUUUAAGACUUGGUUCAGCUGCUGAUAAGUGCAAUGCCAUCAACAGCCAAUGCAAGGGUUAUCUGAGUGCAAUCAUCAUCUACCUUUACGCACAUGAUUUUCAGCAAGCUCAGAAAUGCUACAAUGAUUGCUCAGAGGUUCAAGCUUUCCUUAAUAGUGACCAGAAUCGAUGUGCAAUGAAACUGUUGUCUGCUUACGAGGAAGGUGAUGCUGAAGAAGUCAAACGUGCUGCUCAAUCAAAUGUCAUCAAUCACCUUGACCAUGUGGUAAUUCGACUCGCAAAGAAACUACCAACAGGUGAUCUGCAGGCCAUCAAGAAAGAUCUAGCAGCCGAUGACGACAGGGACUCCUUGGACGAGAAUGACCUAACUUGAUCCCGAACUGUCCGUUAGAUGCAGAGAGAAAGAAAUCUAUUGAGUGACUCAAAUCACAGCAGUCGUGAACAGGAAAGUUUGUAAAAAUACACUUUGUGUUAUGUAGGAACUUUUAGGCUGCAUCUGUAUCAUGAAAUUUCCCUCAUUCCCGCUGUUUUGGGUCUUUGCACAUACCACCUACCAUCUAUACUCCUAUACUGGUCGCCUGAUGCUGUUGGCAUAAUUAUUUGUUUGAUUAAUUACCUUCAAUAAUGUGAAGUACUA
Molecule: messenger RNA, 1407 nt
Organism: Brachypodium distachyon (stiff brome)
Lineage: Eukaryota; Viridiplantae; Streptophyta; Magnoliopsida; Poales; Poaceae
Product: gamma-soluble NSF attachment protein
Exons: 9
Coding region: 244-1143 (299 amino acids)
Biological process (GO): intracellular protein transport
Cellular component (GO): vacuolar membrane; SNARE complex
Molecular function (GO): syntaxin binding; soluble NSF attachment protein activity
Source: RefSeq, a predicted model, not a curated record